Molecule: messenger RNA, 1029 nt
Organism: Cantharellus anzutake
Lineage: Eukaryota; Fungi; Basidiomycota; Agaricomycetes; Cantharellales; Hydnaceae
Exons: 5
Coding region: 150-896 (248 amino acids)
Source: RefSeq, a predicted model, not a curated record
GCCAGGCAGCCCUCGUAAGUGGGUCGCUCGGGGCUUUGGUCGCCAUUCGUCGUUUACAUCGCCGCGACUUGGAUGUUGAACUAAUUUUUUUCUGAUCCACUUCGUUUCACUUACACAGUCAAAACCCAGGGGAGAGAAAAAAGAAAACUAUGCUCUUCGCGACCUCUCAGUCUAGGGUCGCUGCCUCAUGGUACAGCUACCUCUCUGUCCUCGUCAUCACCUUCUUGCUUCAGGCCAGCGGAGUGUUCUCCGCACCUCCAGCCUCGAGCUCAAAAUGCGUGGCUUAUGCCUCAGGUUACUUGACGACGAACGAGUUAUUAUACCGAAAGGGAGAUGAGAGGCCCACUCACGUAUGGAAGCCGUUCUCGUUGAACUCAAAGAACGAACUUGCAUAUUGGAAUAAUACGGGUCAUGGACACGAAAAAUUAUGGGUUCAAUUCCAAAAGUGUACACCGAAUUGGGCGGGUGCGACGAAUAUCCCUGAUCCUAUUUUUCCGAACGAGGCACAAUAUUAUGGCCGGGUUUACAUUCCCAAGUUGAGCCUCUGUCUCGGUGUGCCGAAUGCAGAUAAUAGCAAAGGCCCUUACUACGUGAAAGCACUCAGAUGCCCAAAUAGUGUUGCCGGAGAGAUGAAAACGAAGAAAUCCAUUCCUUUUAACUUCAUGCACAGUACUUUCACUCAGGACACGUCUAGGAAACUACUUUACUGGGUUGGAAAGUACAAACUAGAUCCUAAUGCGCCUUGGCAAGGAGGAUGUGAAGAUGGUAUAUUCGGAUACGUCGCCGAUCCAUUACGCGUCCCUAUCACACAAGGAUCUGAACAUCGUGUUUCAAUUGAUUGUUCGAAUAACGCAGCUCGGGUGAGGGUGUUUGCGGAGUUGAGGCCCUCUGUUUGAACGUCCGCCCGAACGUUGGAAUGGAUACGCAAAUAUGGAUCAGUGUGCGAUGAUAUUCACGGUUAACUAUCAAUUUUUGGAUUCAUGGAUUCGUAAAUAAUAGGUUGUAUAUAUCACAGGGCAGAAGAGCGAU